This is a messenger RNA of Penicillium longicatenatum, 1389 nucleotides long. RefSeq names its product 3-deoxy-7-phosphoheptulonate synthase class II. Gene Ontology annotation, molecular function: 3-deoxy-7-phosphoheptulonate synthase activity. The record is from RefSeq and is a predicted model, not a curated record. The transcript has 6 exons. Gene Ontology annotation, biological process: aromatic amino acid biosynthetic process. NCBI's taxonomy places the organism in Eukaryota, Fungi, Ascomycota, Eurotiomycetes, Eurotiales, Aspergillaceae. The coding region runs from base 1 to 1389 and encodes 462 amino acids.
AUGACGGAUUGGAGCCCCAGUUCGUGGACUACCAAACCCAUCAAACAAGAUGUGGUUUACGAAGAUAAACAGGGUGUGAAGGAUGCGCUGGAGAAGUUGCAGAAGCUCCCACCGCUAGUCACCACUCAAGAGAUCAACAAUCUCAAGGCUAGCUUGAAGAAUGUUGCCCUGGGGAAAGCGUUUGUCUUGCAAGGAGGCGACUGUGCGGAGCUAUUUGACUACUGCAACCAGGACAUGAUUGAAGCCAAAGUCAAACUGCUGCUUCAAAUGAGUUUGGUUCUUAUCUGGGGAGCUAACAAACCCGUCAUUCGUAUCGCUCGAAUUGCGGGCCAAUUUGCCAAGCCACGUUCAAGUCCCACAGAGAUUGUCAAUGGAGUGGAAAUGCCCUCUUUCCGGGGUGACAAUAUCAAUGGCUUCGAGGCAGAUGCAGUAUCUCGACAGCCUGACCCAUCCCGUCUGGUCUCAGCAUACUUCCACUCUGCGGCAACACUAAACUACCUCCGCGCCUCGUUGUCUUCUGGUCUAGCAGAUCUGCACUCCCCAUUAGAUUGGGGCCUCGGUCACGUCAUCACCCCCUCAAUCAAAGAGCAAUACAGCAAGAUUGUGAGCGCCGUCAAGGACGCACUACGCUUCAUGCGUACAGUCGGUAUCGACAAAGAUCGCGGCGUCGAGACGGCCGACAUCUUCACCAGCCACGAAGGUCUAUCUUUAGAAUACGAGCAAACACUCACCCGACUCCUACGCAAUCCAAUUGAGCGCAAGCACACCGGGGCAGCUGCUCAGCAGCCCACAUCCGGCUUCUAUGCAACUUCCGCUCAUUUCCUGUGGAUCGGUGACCGAACGCGCCAGUUAGACGGAGCUCACGUAGAAUUCUUCCGCGGAAUCGCCAAUCCGAUCGGUAUCAAGAUCGGGCCCAGCAUGGCGGCGGACGAUCUAGUCAAGCUCCUAGACGUGGUGAACCCAACUAAGGAAAUUGGCAAAGUUACGUUGAUCUCGCGGUACGGUGCGAGCAAGAUCGCCCAGUUCCUGCCUGGCCAUAUCGCUGCUGUGCAGGCAUCCGGCCAUAUUCCCGUCUGGCAAUGUGAUCCCAUGCAUGGGAAUACACAGGCCACGCCGUCGGGUGUCAAGACUAGACAUUUUACCGAUAUUCUCGCGGAGCUACGGCAGGCAUUGGAGAUCCAUCGUGCGGCUGGAUCGUUCCUUGGUGGUAUGCAUCUGGAGUUGACUGGUGAAGCUGUUACGGAGUGUGUCGGUGGUGCAGCUGGGUUGACGGAGGAUGGGCUUGGAGAACGGUACACAACUUUCUGUGACCCUCGUUUGAAUGAGAAGCAAGCGCUUGAGCUUGCUUUCCUUGUUGCCGGGUUCUAUCGUGAGGAAGAAGAGGACUAA